Molecule: messenger RNA, 3294 nt
Organism: Saccostrea echinata
Lineage: Eukaryota; Metazoa; Mollusca; Bivalvia; Ostreida; Ostreidae
Product: protein OS-9-like
Exons: 16
Coding region: 8-2161 (717 amino acids)
Biological process (GO): retrograde protein transport, ER to cytosol; endoplasmic reticulum unfolded protein response
Cellular component (GO): endoplasmic reticulum lumen
Source: RefSeq, a predicted model, not a curated record
UUGCGCAAUGAAAAUGGAAUCAAAACAAGCAAGGCUGGUAACUUUCUCAUUAUUAUUAUUUUGCACGACUGUGGCAAGUUUUUUGGACAUGGAGGAGCUCAAAAAUAUAAACUAUGGCAUAGAUAUACUCAACAAACCUGUUUUGUUAUCAACACAGGAGACAGACAAACUCAGUGAAACCAUUGAUGUUACAUCAAAGCAUGGUCAGAUAUAUCGCUGCACCAUACCCAGUCAGAUGGAGGCAGAGAAACAAAAGGAAGAAGAAGAGAAAAUAGCCAUGGAGACAGGAGUUCCAGAGUUACUGAAAGCCAUGGAGUCGGGCCCUUGUCUUUUCAAGACUAGAGACUGGUGGAGUUAUGAGUUUUGUUAUGGAAAACAUGUACGCCAGUUUCAUAUGGAAGAUGGCAGAAUUGAAGGAAAUGUAAUCAUGUUGGGAUAUUAUGAAUCAGAGUUUGAUUGGAGAAAUGAAACAAAUAUGGAAGUCAAAUCAAGAAACAAAAACCGAUUGAAUCGAUAUCACAGCCAGCAAUACAUCAAUGGCUCAAAAUGUGACCUUACAGGAAAGGCCAGAAAAACAGAAGUCAGGUUCCUCUGUGAGGAAGGUAGAGGUGAUUACAUAGCCAGACUGGAUGAGCCAGAGACGUGUUCCUAUGUAAUGACUAUACACACCACCAAGAUCUGUCAUCACCCCUAUCUUAAACUCCCCACACAUCAGAAACCCGUCCCCAUCACCUGUAAUCCAGCCGUGUCAGAUGAGAUCUAUCAGGACUAUCUCAAGGAGGAAGAAGAAAAAAGAAUAAUGAAAGAAAAGCUGGAAGAAGAACAGAGAAUAGAAAAAGAAUUAAGAGAUGCAGAUGCUUUGUUCAACUCAGAUGAAAAAAUGAUGGAUUCUAAAGUUCAAAAAGAAUUGCCACUCCCCAACUCUAUUAAGAAAACUGACAAUAGUCGCACAUUUGAAUUCAAGGAUGUGUCAGAUUUAGGUCAUGAUAUGUCUAAGAUUGAGAAACUUAUAUCAGCUGGACUGAAAGAUGAUAUCGUUAAACUCUCGGAUCAGUUUGGAGGGCAAGAUGUUGAUAUGAAAAUGAAAGUGAAAGUAGUUAGGAGCAUGGAUGACUUGGAGGAUAUGUUGAAGGAAGCUCAAUCUGAGGUAGAGAGCUUGGUGAAGAAGAAGAAGAAGGAGGAGGAUGAAGAGGAAUCAACUCCAGAGGAGGCAAAUAAACAGAAAGAUACCACACUGAAAUUUGAAAAGAAGUCUAUUACAGAAAAGAUUCAAGACACAGUCAGUGAUAUAGACAAGGAAUUGGAUGGUGUGGAUGAAAAGGUUCUCCAGUCUUUCAAAGAGAUCCAAGAUGACGAUAUAAACAGUGUAAGAGAGAAAUUUACUAAAAAUAGGAAUAAUUUAGCCAGCAUUAAGGAAUCUCUCCGAAAAACCAUGGAGAGUGAAUUUGAUGAGAUAAUUGAAGAGGCAGAGGAAGAGACAGGUAUAAAAUUAGAGGACAGAAAAGGAGCUCAGAAAGAGCUUAGUAAGACACUUAAUAAACUCAUAGAAAGGCUGGACAAGACAGAGAAAGACAUUUUGAAUGUUGACAAAGAGCUUGAGAGGUUAUCUAAAAACAAUGCCAAACUACAACAAAAAUUAGACAAGGAAUUAGAUGAAAUAGCAAAAGGUCCAUCAAAAACAGAGGAGCUUCCUUCAGAUGACCAGUCUUCAUCUAAGUCAUCUUCAUCUUCUUUGUCAUCAUCACCAUCAUCAUCAUUAUCACAAUCAUCAUCAACAUCAUCUUCAUCAUCAUCAAAGGAUCGUGUGAAGAUAAGAGUUACAAAAUUAACAAAGGGAGAAUUUCAGAAGAGUGCAAUGAAAAGUACUCCACAGACCCAGAAGCUGGAGGAAGAUGUACAGGACCAGUUACAGAAGGCAGGGCUAGAUCUUGGAAAUGGAAAGAUUCAGGUGAAGAUAAUUACUGCGGGUUAUGUUGAUGAUAAAGACGAUGUUCAUCUUCUGUCAGCAGAGGAUACCAGUGCAUUCAAAAAUAUGAUUGUCUCCAUUCUGGGAGGGGACCAUGAGGCAGCAGAGGAAGAAGUCCGACAUUCAAACAUGGAGUCAAACUACAACAAAGUCUGGGGUAAAAGUAGGAAGAAAUCCUCAGACGUUGUUCCCUAGGCAGCCUACAGACUUGCACCACUCAGUGUCUUUCAUGGAUAUUUUUUUGCUUUUUUUUUCUUGUUUGGUUAUUGGAUACAUUUAGUCUCUGGACAGGUUGCAAUUUAUUUAUUUUGAUGAAAAUGAAUGUAAUUUUUGUGUGUGAGAGUGUGAAUGGAGAUGCAAGUAUUUUGUGAGUACAUGUAUAUUUUUUUUAAAUUAAAAAAAGUGUAAUAGUAUGGGACUUUGCAUUAAAAUUUCCCAAGGGAUUUGUGAAUACAUUUUAUUGCUGCCAUCAUAGUACCUCUGGACUUUACCAAACUAUACACACAAAUUAUUCAAGCAGUCAAAUCUCAGUAACUAUACACACAAAUUAAUUCAAGCAGUCAAAUCUCAGUAACUGUACACACAAAUUAUUCCAGCAGUCAAAUUUCAGUACCUCUCUGACUCGCACAGUUACACUGACAAGAAAUUUCAAAGAUUCUGAGGAGGAUUUGGGAUUUUGGAAUCAGUCCCAUCUUUCAAAUGUAUCCAGAUACCAGACUGCUUUAAUUUUGGGGCACAUGUUAAAUGGUUUUAUUACCAGUUUCCUCUGAAAUUUACUUGUAUAUUUGCAUUGAAUACUAUUUUAUAUUCAUUUUUUCUUCAAAUUGUAUACGUAAAAGAGGAUCAGGAUAAUUAGACAAAGGAGUGAUUUUUUCCAUUGUUGAUAUUCAAUUUCACUGUCAGUCAUUCCAUAAAUACUAGUAAGAUAUUUACUAUUGUUUCUCCAUAUUUUAUUUUAAAGAAUCAAGUCAACUAUAAAAUUCUUGUUAUUAAGAAUAAAUAGUUCAGUUUUAAUCCAUUUGUAUAAAUUGUAUGCUAUAAAAAUUAUCUCGGAGGAAAAUCUUUGAAACUUGUUCAAUUUGUUCAUUAAUUAAUGAAAUGCUAGAAUAUACAUGUGUUUGAAUGUGUGCCAUUUCGAUGACUUUAACUUAUAAUUUUUGAUGUAGAACGUCAGAAUGGUGGAGAUGUUUCUUUUAUAUUCUGCCAUCAUUAACUAUUUUUUUAGAAUAAUUACGUCAAAAUGAAUAAACAUUGUAUUAUUUUAUAUUUCAAUUGUCAAGAUGAUUUUAUUUAAAAAAAAUUGGAUGAAUAAAGCUGAAGAGAAAGAA